This is a messenger RNA of Lasiodiplodia theobromae, 1434 nucleotides long. RefSeq lists its product as uncharacterized. Lineage: Eukaryota; Fungi; Ascomycota; Dothideomycetes; Botryosphaeriales; Botryosphaeriaceae. The transcript is spliced from 2 exons. The coding region runs from base 1 to 1434 and encodes 477 amino acids. The record is from RefSeq and is a predicted model, not a curated record.
AUGGCUUCCCAAAGAAACUCUUCCAAAUCCCCCGUCGGCGCCGUCAUGGCAGGCCAGGCCCACGGCCGCAGCGCCUCCGAACUCUCCAUGGCCUCGGAACGCAAGCACGAGGACAACCUGAUGGCCCAGCUCUACUCGCAAACCGAAGGAAAGGAUCUCCCGCUCCGCACCAUGUACAUCCUCAACUGCGCCUCGCGAGGACAACACCCGCUCCCCUCCAACGCCAAGGGCCUCGAGAGCGUCCCUGAAUUCACCAGCAUCCUGCAAACCGAAAUGUCGCAGCUGCCUCUGCAGAGGACCUCUCUGCCCUAUGUUUUCGUCCGCAAGUUCGUCAAGGAGACCUUCUGCCACGAGGAACUCGGCCGUGUCAACUUCCCGCAAGCACUCACCGCCCUCGACUACCUCAAGGACAUUGAGAUGCGCAGGCAAAAGAUGGUCCAGGACAUGUGGCAGAGGGUGGACAUCGAGACUUGGGAGUCGAUUGAAGAGAAGGUAUCCCGGGACGAGGCGAUCAUCAGGCUGUUCAACAUUCUCAACCGUAAGGAGAAGUACCUGGGCGAGCUGUACGCCUGGCUGUACGUGCAUCUUCGCCAGUGGAUCCUCGUUCACGAGAUCAAGAACCAGCCAUUUGACAAGCACAACUGCAUGGCUAUGCUCAACACUCUCUGGCCCCCUAUCCCCUCUUCCGUUCCCGACGGCAUCUCCAACGAGAUCGUGCAGUCUCAGCGGAAGGACUUCUUCAAGACCAUCAACUCGAUUCCCGGCAGGGGCAUGGCGGACAUCGACCGCCUCAUCGUGGAGCAGGCAAAGGAGGGUCAGGCCAACGGCUGGCCCUGCACGGCGCACAUGAUGAACAAGUACAUGCAAAAGGCGGAUGAAGUUAUCGAGCUCGCGGAGAGCAUCCAGACCAGGGUCGACCUUGACACCUACGCACCUCCUCGGACCCCGCUGCCCGAGCUCCCUUCGUCCCCUUCGGUGGAGCACUUGCCUCCGCGCAAGGGACGCAAGCAGGUCGACUCGGGUGUCAGCUUCGGCUCUGCGACGACCAAGCGGCCGUCCACCAGCGGCAGCGACAGCUCGAACGGCAGCUUCUACAAGCAGCAGCUCAGCUCUUUCGAGUUUUCGGAAACCAGGACGCCCACCCGGGUCAGGAUCAACAGGGUCUUGCACCGUUUGUCCCGCAAGAAGACGCACGGAGAUCUCUCCACCCAUGAGAAGGAGAAGGCCGAGAAGCCUGAAAGCGAGAAGUCCAAGACUCUCCGCAAGAUGAGGUCUCUGGGCGCCAUUGCGCACGAGUUCAAGUACCGGAACAUGAGCGGCGCCACUUUGACCGACUCCCGGCAAACCAGCAUCUCGGAGCCCUUCAACGCCGAAGAGAUGAAGCGUCAGCGCAUGGCCUACGAGGAGGCCAACCAGAUCGGCCAGGCUAUCUGA